Messenger RNA from Parnassius apollo (apollo), 1221 nucleotides. The record is from the annotation of a GenBank genome assembly. Lineage: Eukaryota; Metazoa; Arthropoda; Insecta; Lepidoptera; Papilionidae.
AUGCUGGUUAUUAUGAGUGUAGCGCGGGAGAGGAGUUUGCAAACUGCGACAAACUAUUUUAUAGUAAGCUUGGCUGUUGCAGACCUGUUGGUGGCGGUCGUCGUGAUGCCCUUCGGAGUGUAUUAUUUAUUAAACGGCGAAUGGUGUCUGCCAGCUUUCGUGUGCGACUGCUACAUCGCCAUGGACGUCACAUGCUCAACUUCGAGUAUUUUCAACUUAGUUGCCAUAUCCGUAGACAGAUACAUCGCAGUAACGCAACCAAUAAAAUACGCCAAGCACAAGAGUAACGCCCGCGUGUGGCUCAUGGUCGGAGUGGCCUGGCUGGUCUCAUGCGCGAUCGGCUCGCCCGUAGUCUUGGGUCUCAACAACACGCCAGACCGCACUCCCAACGCUUGUCUCUUCAACAACACUGAUUACGUCAUCUACUCCUCGCUUGGCUCCUUCUACAUACCGUGCAUCAUAAUGAUGUUUCUGUACUAUAAUAUAUUUAAGGCUAUCCGCAAAAGAGCGAAAAAACAGCGUAUUGCCAAGAAAACCUCAUCGGGCAUCAGCUCCACACUUUCCAGCGGGACUGCAGCAAUAGUGAUUGAGAACGUUGCUCACAAAAACCGCUUAAAUGACAGUGGAUAUACCUUGCAAGAAGAUAAACCAACAAAUACUGCUUCUGGAAGCAACGAAGAUGAGGAAGAUGAAAAUUACGACCGCACUGAGAUGGGAGUUUAUGCGGACGAGUUAGCCAACACACGAUCUACGAGGUUUAUGCUUGCUGCAGUAGUGGAAGAGACUGGUCUAAUUAUGGCAAAUUUAGCAUCACCAAUACCGAUGAUGGAUCCAAACACAAACAACGAUUCUGGCUACGUACCUUCAAACAUAGAAGUAGAGAAAGAUCAUACACCGUCAUCUCCCAAUAAAAAAGAAGAAAAGAAGAGAGAAGAGAACAAUUCUGUAUCUAAGAAACCUGAGCUAAGGAAGAAGAUAAGCCGAAUUAGCGGUAAUUCGGUGAUCACUACUCCUCGAAGACGCUUCAAGAGUGCGGCUUCAGCAGCUCGCUUCACCAUAUUCCGUGCAAACAGAGCUGGCAAACUGCAAGCCAAGUCGUUUGCCAAGAAAGAAAAGAAGGCUACGCAGACCCUUGCAAUUGUCUUAGGUACUUUUACCAUAUAUUUAAAACAGGCGUCUUUCUCUUUUGCUGGGCCCCAUUUUUUACCUGCUCAGUAUUAG